This is a messenger RNA of Triplophysa dalaica, 1623 nucleotides long. RefSeq lists its product as uncharacterized. The record is from RefSeq and is a predicted model, not a curated record. Lineage: Eukaryota; Metazoa; Chordata; Actinopteri; Cypriniformes; Nemacheilidae. The transcript has 8 exons. Bases 312 to 1211 code for a protein of 299 amino acids.
GUGGUGUCUUGUUUAACAAAUAUUAAGAGUAAAGGAGGAGAGAUAGAAAAUGCAGUUUAAUUCUUCUGAUGGAUAAGCGUUUAUUGUGUUUCCAGCAGACUUGACAUGUUGCUCUCAGCUUGCAUGAGGAGGAAGUUUCUCUGAACUUUUGAGAAGGUGUGUGCAUGCGUCUAUGCUGGCAUCCUGUUGAGGCCUGAUGUGGUUAGCGUGCGUUAAAGCCAUUGUCUUAGAAAAAGAGUCAGUGAAAUAAAAUUGAGUUUGAUGGUGUUGAGCUGGAUUGUAUCUGAAUCAAGAAAAACACACUGCUGAAGAUGAAGACUUACUUCGUCCUUUUACAUGUUUUCGUUUUCCUUCUCAUGUUUGAUUAUGGGAUGUUCUCCACAUCAUCAUCAUCAUCAUCAUCGCUGUCCUCACAGGAGUCCCCGACUGCAAGCUCCAACAUUCCCACUAACAUCACUAUGACAACAGCACAAUCAAUAACUGAAAGCGAGUCCAGUGUCAUGAUCCGUGAUAACCCAACCACAUCUUACUCUGGUGAUGAGGACGAUAACAACAAUACAACUUCUGUAACAAAUACACAACCAAACGUUUCCUUAGCAAUACUUCAACCAGGGGUUAUGAACCCCACUCCGGGGAUCAUCAAAGACAAUUCCGGACCAGUAACAGGAGGUGUCAUCAUUCUGAUCCUUAUCCUGAUCCUUAUCAUUCUUCUUCUUGGCAUUUUGUAUGUCCUGAGGAGGAAAGGCAGGAGUUAUUCGUUUGACUUGACUCGCAGCGACGCCUGCGCCAAUGAAUACGACACACCGCUCAGAGAGCAACAAGGGAUAAGCUAUGAAUCUACAAACAAAGAUAUGCCUGUGAGUCUGGACUAUAUGCAGGAUGAUAAAUGCCAGGAAAAGACCAGCCCGAUACUCAACGGUUGUGCCAAUGAGACAACUGAACAAACAGAUGCGCUGGAGAGCGAUCAGAAUCUUCCAGAAGAGAACAGCUUCCCCUCAAGCCCCGGUCUGACUCCACCCAUAAGGAAGGUCGAGUUUAACCUGGAUCUGGAUAUGAUCAGCGGAGAGUUUGAGCUGAACACGCCGACCUCCGCUGACACCUGUGAUGCAUCUCUGAAUGAAAACAACAACAACAUCUUUUAUGCUGGACUGGGACCGGCUGAAGAGAUCUUUACUGAAAUCAGUCUGGAUGAGCCAAAAGAACAAGUGUAGCGUGCGUUAUCCAACCUGGUCAUUUUCUGCUUGCCUGAUCCACAGUUGCUUUAGAUUAAAGCUUCUGCUAGUUAUAGAAAUGUAAAAGACUUGACAUACACGCGCACACACCGCGUGUCACGGGCAUACAUAUAUCAAUAUAAAUUAAAGAUGUGGAGUGUAAUAUUUUCAUGUUACAUUAAAUUAGCCACAAUUAAAUAUGCAGAGAUGACGAUUAUAGAUUGAUUGGAUGUGUGUAAACCCUGUGACUGUAUUUGUUGGCCCAAGAACACACAUCUGCUUUAAUUAACUAUGAAGAUUGUAUAUUGUACAUAACUUUAUGGAUAUACAGUACAUGGUAUUUGAUGAAUGUUCUUAAAAAACAAUUUGUUGGUAUAAAAUAUGUUGCAAUUAAACAUGACUUGAAUAUGAA